AUGGCCAGCAGCGGUCAGCAGUCCAGAAGAGGCAGUCGAGAUGUGCCACUCAACAUCGCCAUUUGCAUCGACAUGGAGCCCAAAUUUGGUCCAGUACUGCUUCCGUUGACCAUUGAGACGCCGCCCAUGCAGCUUCGUUUUUUGAAGAUUCUUGGCGACGUGCUUGAAGCAUGCCGACAUGGAGCCGUAUGUCGGGAGAGCGACCGGAUCAGCUUCAAGCAAGCCGUCGACAAAGCACGAACCAUCUCCGCAAACUCGGUGUUCAAUUCCAAAAUCAGGCGCGGCUUCACCGCUCCUACCGGGCCACGGCUUGCGCCAACGGAGUUGCAGGAGAGGCAGGAUCACAAGAUGCCGCCGCCACGGACGAAGAGCCUCCAUGGCCCAGCACGUAUGCUCACCCAGAUGGGGGGAAAUAUUGAGAUGAACCCCAUUGCCGAAAGCUCGGAGGAGGAUUCCCUGGAGCUGUCGAAUGAGAAGCCAGUGCGAGCAGUCACUUGUGGCCAUCUGGCGCCUCCCGAAGACAAGCAGGUCCAUCGCCCUCGUAGCUUGGGGGACUUGCGGGCCUUCGACUUGGCAGAGCAGGAGCAGUCGGACGACGAAAACAGCCCGCGGCUUUCAUUACCUGGGGAUGCUUCCAGUGAUGAGGAGGGUGGUGCUGACUCAGGUUACCGUCCAAUUGAGGAGGAUGACGAGUCGGCGAUGUUCAUGCACCCGCCGCACAUCCGAAAUUCGAGCAUCUCUUGUGCCACGGUUCACAUUUAUCGACACUGCGUACGAUCAACGGCUACGAAGGUGAAGGGGGCUCACUAUGAUGACCUCGCACACUACACAGACUUGCCGCUGCCUGAUUGGAACGCGCCGAUGAAGUGGUGCACCGACCAAGGUGCUGCACUUAUCAAAAAUGAAGGAAAGAAGCUGAGGCAGCGAGAGCCCAAGAUGGAUCUGUCGAAGCUGAAGGUAAUCGUGGACACGGAUCAGCGUGUCGCUACGAGUGCAAAUUCCCUACUGCAAGGGCUUGCUGGUCAGGGUGAAAUCUUUGCGCCACGGGUGGACUAUUUCCCCGUGCUCUUCAAUGCCUUCAAACCUUUGGCUGGCGCGUCCGUUUGCAAAACUCCGAGCAAGCAGCUUGAGAUAGCACAGAAACAGCAGCGACUGGACACGACACCGAUGCCCAUGGGUGUCGGUUUUGCUCACGACAUGAACCAGACAAGGUACAACGAAGUGUUGGAGCUUUUUGAGAAGUUAUUCGGAGUUGGUGCUGCAGGCUCUCUAAAGCAGAUGACCAAUCCACCCAUCAUCGACAACCAGUCAGGACUCCUGAAAGGGGCUCCUGUCGUGCUGAAGCUUCUUGCAACGAAUCUGAUGUUUGCUUAUGCAUCUAACAUUACCAUCGCAACCCAUGUGCCAGUAAGCCGGGAUCAGAUCUUCGAGCUCGGCGCCUGGAUUCAUUGGCAGCGUCGGGUCACACAAAUACCGGCCCAUUUUGUGCCAAAGAAGGCUUGUGGCGCUCUUUCUAUCAUUGCUACGCUUCUGGGCAAACCCAGGCAGAAACAUGCCAUCUACGUGGGGCAUGACAGCGAUCAAGAUGCCUUGGCACACUUUUUUCAGAUUACAUGGAAAGCGCCUCCUUUCCCCGUAUGGAAACCGACACCUCCGGGGUCAUCACUGCGCUUCACGUCCUUAGGUGACAGCACAGCUUUGGUGCAUUUCACAUACCAGGUCUUCGACUCCUCAGACGACCCUGAUGUUAAGGUAGUGCCCACCUUGCCUGGCCGGGUGAACUUGUUUGAAGUCAAAGCCUUCAUCGAGAUGCAAAUCACGGACUUUGCAGGUGAAGAGUGCUUGAAAGUUUGCACCUCUCUGAGUGCGAACAUGUGA
Symbiodinium sp. CCMP2456 is the source of this 1878-nucleotide messenger RNA. The record is from the annotation of a GenBank genome assembly. NCBI's taxonomy places the organism in Eukaryota, Dinophyceae, Suessiales, Symbiodiniaceae.